AUGGGUGUCCCCUUCGAGGCCUUGCUUCCUUUUGGAAUCAUCAUCGGUUCCCUCACUGCUGGUGCUGGUGGUAUCUGGGCUGUGAAGUAUUAUGCCAACGGCUGGAAGCAGCCGCGUUGGAACCUUGACCUGUGGGAUAGAGUAGUGAUGGAGAGAGACCAAAGAAUGACAGGAAUAUUCCGAGGUCAAUCGGCCAACCCCACAGCCCCCACGGGAUUCGAACUCAACAACCCCUGGAAGCUCGAGAAACGGAUUUACUAA
This is a messenger RNA of Aspergillus uvarum CBS 121591, 261 nucleotides long. Its product is annotated as NADH dehydrogenase [ubiquinone] 1 alpha subcomplex subunit 1. The record is from RefSeq and is a predicted model, not a curated record. The transcript has 4 exons. NCBI's taxonomy places the organism in Eukaryota, Fungi, Ascomycota, Eurotiomycetes, Eurotiales, Aspergillaceae. The coding region runs from base 1 to 261 and encodes 86 amino acids.